GAUGACCUGUGCACAGAGACGCGUCACCCAUUCACCGCAGUUCAAUUGAUCACUACAAUGUCCUUCAAGUCUGUGACUCGUUCACUCCUACGAACAAGCCAGCAAAAGCCUUUCACUAUCCAUGUUUCACGUCAAGCAGUCCGUAUUUCUCCUCGUCAAAAAGCAAUUUCCAAAUUCAAGCCUCUCACUGUCGGCUUCGGUCUUUUACUGGGUGCUUCAUUCAUCUGGGGGCCUACCAUUCGCCUUGACACGGUCGUGCAGAAUGCAUUUACGAGGGGAGAUAAUGCUGGUACCCUAGAUGAACAGGAAAACAUCGUUGACCCAGCGACUGGCAUCGAAUUUCCGAAAACCUUGCGUGUCACAGCUAAAGUCAACAUUCCUUUGCUGACUUGCGUUGGGGUCGGUGUUCGGACGGUUUCGUUUCUAGGUAUCCAAGUCUAUUCCAUUGGUUUCUAUGCCGAUCUGAACAAUCCAAACCUGAAGCUAGAACCGAAUAUGACCGCAGAACAGAAGAUAGACCAUAUCGUUCGGACUACUACAUGUGUUCUCAGGAUUGUUCCCACGAGGUCUACGUCCUACUCCCAUCUUCGAGAUGCGUUCAUGCGCGCCAUGCAGUCGAAACUCAGUUCUGGUGGAAAGUCGGGCACUAUCUCGGACGACGAUGCAGCAGAAAUUGCCUCGCCGUUGCGAAAGCUAAAGACUUUGUUUCCCAAUACCGCUUUGAGCAAACAUACCCCGUUCGAUAUAUUCCUGUCGGAGCCCGCUCCGGGGAAACAUCGUGCACUCGUAUUCCGUGAUUUGGGAUCCAUCGAACAUGAUUGGGUGGCCACUGAGUUCGUGUUACAUUACUUCGAGGGUGAUGGCCCUAGCCCCCCUAUGAAAAAAGCCGUGGUAGACCGAAUCCAGUCGUUAUAUGAAAGAUAAGUUGGAAAUUACAUAUGACAUAACACGAUCAUUUCAAUUACUUAUAUCUUUCCAACGUGACCCAAUCUUCUCUACUUACUCCGAGAUUACACCCUUCUUUACCACCUUCACUAUCUGAUACAACCCCGAUAUGAAAGAAUAUCAGUACUUGAGCCGUAGGUGUUCCCUCUCCACAUCCUUUGAACACUUUGCUUGAUAUUCGUAGAGGAGCAAGUCGACCAGUUCCUC
Molecule: messenger RNA, 1152 nt
Organism: Marasmius oreades (fairy-ring Marasmius)
Lineage: Eukaryota; Fungi; Basidiomycota; Agaricomycetes; Agaricales; Marasmiaceae
Exons: 5
Coding region: 58-924 (288 amino acids)
Molecular function (GO): intramolecular lyase activity
Source: RefSeq, a predicted model, not a curated record